AUGGCCGACGAGCGCGACGUGUACCGUGCCGCCGCCGAUGAUCGAGACGCUCCUCUCCGCGACGAAGACCCCGGCCGCGCGAAACCGCCCAAGUCCCCGCCGCCUCAACCCUACCACACCGCCACCGCUCUAUCGUCCCUCGAAAGCCGCCUCGAGGAAUCCGAAGCCCGUCGUAUCGACUCCGAGGAACGUGUUCAGCAAUUGGAGAAGUUGGUGGAGGGUUUAUUGAAAAGCUCACCUGAACCAGCUGCGGCGCGGGCCGGAGUCUCUGAACCAGCUGUGGCGCGGGCUGGAUUCUCUGAACCAGCCGCAGCGCGGGCUGGGGAGUUUACGUUUACGCCGGUGAGAUCGGUCCCCUUGGACGUUCCCCCACACACCAUUCUGGAACGUUCAGGCAAUACCGCUGACCCCCUUGUUCGUUCCCCUGGGGGGGAAUCUCACAGCGCACGAAGGGACGGCCCUUCCUCGGCAGUAAUCAGCUCUCGUUGGAGAGGGACGUUACCUGACCGGGAAGGGCUAUGGACAGGGGAUAAUCCCGAUCGGUUGGUCACUUUCACUACAUUUGGGAAGUCGUACUUGUCUCUACUUUGCGACAUUUCCACCAGCGACCUUUUUACCACCGACCGCGUCAUCCAGCUUGUGGCGACCUUGUUCGUUCGUUCAACUUCUCCCAAGCGCCGUCAGUCUCCGCACGACUGGGCCGUUGAUACUAUGACGGACGCGCUCCGGGACGAACGACCUCACUGUUGGACGACACUGAUGACAGAAGUUGGACGUCGUUGGCCGGAUCCUGGCUUUGCCGACCGAGUGUCCCACGACUUCUACGGGUGCCGACAGUCUUCGUCUCGCGCCUACGACCAUGUGGGCGAAUGGCGUGCCCGCUACCGAGCGUUUAUGCACAACGACCCCAGCUUCAGCCUCUCGCCCCUUCAACUCGCCACAACCUUUUAUCAAUCGUUGAGUGAUGUGGCUAAGCGGGAAGUGCGGGCUGGUAUGCUGCGGGAAUAUCGGGAUAACUCACUCGUGACUAUAGGGAGGUUCGGACGAACUGUCCCGUCCCUCGAGGAGGUUACCGACUGGGCCGCCAUCGCCGACGACACCGGCACGACAUCAGUUUCGACCCCGCCGAUUCGUACGGCGACUUAUGGAGCAAUUGCAAAAACGCCACGCACCGCCCCAUCCACGCCGAACGACGACGCACGUACUCAGAUCCGUCGAGCUCGAUGGAUGAACCGCGCCGGUAAAUGGCAACAGGCCCACCUGUGGAAGGAUCGGAACACGUGGUUCUCGCCAGCAUCGGGUGGGGUACCCGCCAGCAUGGCGUGUUUUAAUUGCGGUCAAGGUGGCCAUUUCUCACAGCAUUGUACAGCGGAGCGACAAUCCCCCUCGACCGUCCAAAUAGCAGCAAUUGCCUUCGCCGACAUGGACGAGGACGAAUGGUCGUCGGCCUCAGGUGACGUUGAGGACCCCCAGGUGCGAUUCCCCCUUCCCCUCGAGACUGAUUUGACUCGACCGUCGAGUUCCGCAUCCGCCUUAGUGACGCACCACUCUUGCCCUCCGGCAGACCCUGUUGGUCAAGUGAAAGACGUCGCCUCUUCUUCUUUUGAAGUUCAGACCUCAUCAAGUAGUUCGCAUCCAACCGUGCCGGCAAAUGAUGCAGAUCAACAUCGUCUCGACGAUAGCCUGGCUGACAUCGCGAUUGACACGGUGGAAGAUGUCUUGUACUACGCUGAUGCCGCGUCGCGCUUGUGUCAUUAUCCGGGGCCGGAAGUGGUGUCGUCUCGCAAGGCGGAAAGGACUGCUUCGGUGAGCUCUUUCCAGAUUCUUGUGCCGUCGGGUGUGUCUCUCUUGGCGUCCGCUGUGCCCCUGAUCGACAUCGACGAACCCGACCGACCUGUCGAGCCCGCCAUUGUACGCGCCCGCAACGUCAUCGCGUGGACGCUACCUUCUGGAAGGGUUUUGCGAUGUUUGAUCGACUCGGGAUCAGAGGUCGACUUGGUGGAUCAGGAGGUGGUGCGAGUCGACCCGAGCUUCGCAACGGCCCGUUUGACUGCGCCGUUGCAUUUGCGCCUCGGCACCCAGGAUAAGUCCGACCGAUGUGCUGUGUUCGCCACCGCUCCUUUUUCGUCUGGUGCCCUAGAUCUCGGUUUGCGACCAUUCUUCGUUUGCCGGGUAACGGCGUACGACGCCAUCUUGGGGCUGCCAUUUCUUAAGGACACAGGCAUGCUCGUUGGUUGGGGCGCCUUCACCGUCGCGCGCACCGGCCCUUCGCAACCCGUCGCCCAGGAUACGCACGAAUGGGACCGAGCCGUCACCGUAGCACCUAUCUUAUCUGGUUCUGCCAUUGGCUGCAAUCACCCUGGGUUGCUCCCCGACGACGAGAUCAUCGGCCUCGAGCCACACAACCCGCUGCUUGAUGUCGUCGACGAUCCGGCGCUCGACGAUUUCUCUGAGUCCGAAGCACGAACACGAUUGGCUGCCUUACUCGAGAAAUUUUCUGAUGUGUUCGUAGAUUCGCUACCGAUGGACCAACUCCCACCGUACCGGCCAGUCAACCACGAGAUCCCGUUGAUCGAUCCCACCGAAAAGGUCAAACCCCGGGUAUACCCCCUUGCCGACAAAUAUCGCAGCCAGUGGGCGGAACACUCAGCUAAGUACACUCGUGGUCGAUUCUGGGUUUCGGGUCCGAUCGAUUCUGCGGCUCCGGUCUUUGCCAUUCCGAAGAAGAACUCCCAGACGGCUCGUUUCGUGAUCGACCUCCGCGCGCGCAACAGCAACACCGUCAAGCGUUUUUCGCCCAUCCCGGACAUGACCAAUGUUCGAUACGAGGUGGCUCGAUCGCGUUAUCGCUCUAAAUUCGACGUGGCCGCGGCAUUUGAGCAGGUUCGGGUCAUACCGGAGCACGUCGAUCGCACCGGCUUCGCAACGGUGACGGGCACGUACACGUCGCGGGUCAUGCAGUUUGGUGACACCAAUGCGCCCAAUACCCUCAACCUCUUAACCUCGGCGAUGUUCCAGCCGUGUCUCCCGUUCGCCAAGAUCUUUUUCGACGAUGUCCACGUCCAUUCCGAUACCCGUCGCGCGCACUUGAGACACAUCAAGAUCCUGCUGAUGACAUUGAGACAUUACCGGUUCUACUUAGGAUCCAAGAAGUCCGAGUGGUUCUCAAAGUCGUUGGACUCCUUGGGCACCAUCAUUUCCGACGUCGGCAUCGAAGUCGACCCCGCCAAGUGGGUGCGUAUCCGUCAGUGGCCGAUCCCGUGCAACAAGACCGAUGUCCAGCGCUUCCUCGGCACCGUCAACUGGAUGCGAGAUCACCUACCGCACCUCUCAAAGAUUUUGGAGCCGAUCACCGCGUUAAUGGCGCAAUCGACGUCAUGGCGUUGGAACGAGCGAGAACAGCAGGCUUUCGAUACCGUCAAGUCCCUUGUGCCCGCCAUCCUACGACCGAUCGAUGGCGCCAAGGUUACCUCGGGCGAGCACAAGAUGUACCUCUUCACGGAUGCCAGUCGGGUUGGCAUUGGCGCUUGUUUGGCGUCCGGGCCCAACCGUUCGCAGGCCGUUCCAACGCGAUUCUUUUCCGCUAAGUUCAACGGUGCUCAGCUCAACUAUCAUGUCACUGAUAAAGAGUUCUUGGCUGUCGUCUCGGCGUGUCGGGCGUUCGAGCAGCACUUGAUCGGUUACCCCUUCGUCAUCGUCACCGACCAUCAGGCCCUUCGCACGAUAAAAACCCAAAAACUGCGCCAAACGCCUCGGCACAUCCGCAUGUGUCUCGAACUCAGCCGUUUCGACUUCGAAUUUGAAUUCAUUGCUGGCAAGAACAACACCCUGGCCGAUUCGUUGUCGCGUCUGUGGGAGGUCAAGCAGGGUUCACACGAGGAUCAGGUCAAGGAGAAUGAGUUGGAGGACAUGUUCUUUGAUGGAGAACGCCACGAAUUCACUACACCCGGUGAGAGCCUCCCUGAGGAACGUCCUUGCACUUCACCAUCUCCCGAUCGGUUGCCUCCUGUUGAUUUUGCCCUCGGGCCCCAACACGACGAUUGCGAGGCAGGCUCUCCCGGAUACUACGCGCUCAAGGAGGAAUCGCAAGACGAGGACGUGAAUGGACAGGAAUUAGGGAAUUUGUUCUUGAAGGAAGAAUGCCACGAGUUCAUUACGCCCGGUGAGAGCCUCCUCGAGGAACGUCCUUACACCUCACCUUCGCACGAUCGGUUGCCCCCUGUUGAUUGCGCCUUCGGGCCCUGGGGUCACGGUUACGACGCAGGCUCUCCCGGUUCCCCUCAUCUGGCCGAGAACAUUAUGGACGCCGUCGAUUGGUCUAUCGGCCGCCUCUCUCCUCCCAUCGCUGUCAAUCGAGUUCACGCUAUCGCUGCGGCUCCCGCCAACGACCCGCCCAUUCCGGUCGAUGCCGACGCCGACGAACUCGAUUUGUUGGGAGUUGCCACCGAUGACGUCAACGACACCCCUGUAGUCCAUCGGCCGCCUGAUCCACUGCCCCAACCCUUCCUCGACACCGUCAUCCGAGCAUACGCCAACGAUUCGCAAGCCCAGGUCAUCAUUACCGACCCGCUAUCAUGGCCUAUGUUUCGGGUGACCGAGGAAGGGAGGAUUUUGCGUGUACAUCCAGAUGAGUCUCUUUCCUUGUUUGUGCCUCGUGGUCUCGCUACUGGCGUCGUCAACUCCGACAAGGUCCCAUCGCUGCGCGAGCUCGUGCUUUCGGAGAUUCAUCGAAGUGUCGGGCAUGCAGGACAUCGCAUCACCUUGGCCGCCAUCCGUCCUUUGUACUGGUGGUCGUCCAUGUCUGCCGAUUGCGCCGAGUUCUGCCGUUCAUGUGAAGACUGUACCCGAGGCAAGGCGUCCACUCAAGUCCCCUAUGGCCGACUGCAUCCGAUGCCGAUCCCUUCUGGUCCUUGGGAACAAGUGGCCAUCGACUUCAUGACAGGACUGCCUCCGGUCGAGCUCGAAGGGAUGAUGGUUGCUCAAAUAAUGGUGGUCACUGACACUUGGGGCAAGAUGGUCCACCUGAUUCCCCUCCCAGCCGAUGCCGACUCGGAGCUCGUUGCCGAGAAGUACUACGCCACCGUCUUCCGACUGCAUGGGAUGCCUUCCGCCAUCGUUUCCGACCGUGAUCCCAAGUUCACCUCGCAGUUUUGGCGGGCAUUGCAGGCAAAGAUUGGCACCGUCUUGCGAAUGUCAACCGCGGCACACCCCGAGACGGACGGAUCGAGCGAGAAUCGGAUCAAGAUGGUCACCCAAACCCUGCGGAUCAUGGUCUCGUCAAACCACGAGGCUUGGGCAUCUCGUCUUGUUGAAGCUGAGUUCGCUCUUAACUCUUCUGUUGCUGUGUCCACGUCGCUGUCGGCUUUUGAGGCAACCUACGGCUACCUUCCUCGACGUUGGCCCUCGGAUUCCUGGUCUGUCUCGGACGUCCCUCGUGCGGAAGCGUUUGCUCGGAUCCGACAAUUACGGAACCUUGACGUGACGGAUGCGAUCAUUGGAGCACGCCUCAACCAGUCCCAUCAGGCCAACAAGCAUCGACGCCCAGACGACCCCGCCUUUCGGACCGGCAGUUACGUCUAUCUUUCGACAAAGAACCUGGCAGUUCCUGACGGCAUGAAGUCGAAGUUGUUGCCGCGCUACAUCGGCCCCUUCCGUAUCCGAGCGGCCAUCCCUGCGACGUCCAGCUACGACCUCGAGCUCCCUCCAGCGAUGUCGCGAGUGCACAAUCGUUUCCAUGCUCGACUGCUUCGGCCUUGCGUUGAGAAUGAUGCUGAAAGGUUUCCUGGGCGUGACCCCGCAGUUCUUUUUGUCGAAGACGUAGCCGACGCAGCCGACAAUUCUGCGAUUCCGGAACGGAUUGUUCGCGAUCGGCGGAACGCUCGGGGCGCUCGUUCGUUCUUGGUUCGAUGGGUAGGCCGUAACGACACCGACGAUACUUGGAUGUCAGAGCAGUCCAUUCGCCUUGACCAUCCGUCCGUCCUCGACGCCUACCUCGCGCGCCUCGAUCGCUCGAACCGCCGCCUCGCCGCACGGUAG
Microbotryum saponariae is the source of this 6036-nucleotide messenger RNA. Lineage: Eukaryota; Fungi; Basidiomycota; Microbotryomycetes; Microbotryales; Microbotryaceae. The record is from the annotation of a GenBank genome assembly.